This is a messenger RNA of Paramecium primaurelia, 369 nucleotides long. Lineage: Eukaryota; Ciliophora; Oligohymenophorea; Peniculida; Parameciidae. The record is from the annotation of a GenBank genome assembly.
UUAAAAAUAAAUAAAAAUGGCCAUGGACAACAGUAAGUUUGAGCAAAUGAGCAAACAUUUUCCAAAGUCAUUAAAGUUUUCAUUAAAUCCAGUUUAUUAUGGAGCCAGAGUUGGAAUUCAAGCAUACUUAGGAUUAUUAGUAGGUGGAACUUUGGUAAUCUACCUUAAUACAUUUAAUGGAAUAACAUUCCCAUACUUAUAUAAGAGAGUAAAAAUUAGAUUAAAAUAUAUAAUAGUAAAAAGUUGAAUAUCAAGCAGUACCAGAUUUCUAUUCAAAAUAAGUAUUGCUUUAUUAAAGAACAGUGCCAAAUACAGUGACACAAUUAUGAGUUUAUAAUAAUGAACAAUAUUAAUAAUAAUAGUGAUACC